Morone saxatilis (striped sea-bass) is the source of this 2636-nucleotide messenger RNA. Its product is annotated as tetratricopeptide repeat protein 39C-like. Gene Ontology annotation, molecular function: protein binding. The record is from RefSeq and is a predicted model, not a curated record. Gene Ontology annotation, biological process: cilium assembly; otolith morphogenesis. Bases 174 to 1946 code for a protein of 590 amino acids. The transcript is spliced from 15 exons. NCBI's taxonomy places the organism in Eukaryota, Metazoa, Chordata, Actinopteri, Moronidae.
GUCUGCGCAGGAGCACACGAACCACCGGUCAGGCGGCAGAAUACGGAACAGCGACACAACCUCUGGAUAACCGGACACCGGCCACACUCCUCCCGUUAGCUCUUAGUCAACAUGAACCGGUUCGCUCGUUAGCCCCUCCUCAUCGCCUCGCCUCCGGUAUCGGGUAUCUCUCAAUGGCGGACCCGACGGAACCAGCCCCGGCAAGCGUGGAGGAUGAGAAGACGGAGCGUAUCAACGACGCAGAGCUGGCACUGAAAGGCAUCAAUAUGCUCCUCAACAAUGGAUUCAAGGAGAGCGACGAGCUAUUCCGGACAUACAGGAACUGCAGUCCUUUGAUGAGUUUCGGGGCUAGUUUUGUGAGUUUUCUGAAUGCCAUGAUGACGUUUGAAGAGGAGAAAAUGCAGAUGGCCUUUGAGGACCUCAAAGCUACAGAGAGACUGUGUGAGAGUGAAAACACUGGUGUCAUUGAAACCAUUAAAAACAAGAUCAAGAGGAGUGUGGACUCUCAGAGGUCGGGGGUGGCUGCAGUGGACCGACUCCAGAGGCAGAUCAUCAUUGCAGACUGCCAGGUUUACCUUGCAGUGCUGUCUUUCAUCAAACAAGAGCUGUCAUCAUACAUCAAAGGAGGCUGGAUCCUCCGUAAAGCCUGGAAGAUGUACAACAAGUGUUACAGCGACAUCUCACACCUGCAGGAGGGCAGCAGACGAAGAGCGUCUGAACAGCAAGCGACGCCGCCUCCGUCUCUGUCCUCCUCCUCAGACCGCAGCCGCUCCUCUUCGCCUGGGCCGAGCCUGUCACAGAGACUGGACGGCGUCAGCCCGGAGGCUCUGGAUCGGCUAAAAGGUUCCGUCAGCUUCGGUUACGGGCUCUUCCACCUCUGUAUCUCGAUGGUGCCACCGCACCUGCUGAAGAUCGUCAACUUGCUGGGUUUCCCUGGCGACCGCCUUCAAGGCCUGUCAGCGCUCACAUACGCCAGUGAAAGUAAGGACAUGAAGGCCCCCUUAGCUACCUUGGCCCUCUUGUGGUACCACACGGUAGUGCAGCCCUUCUUCGCUCUGGAUGGCACAGACACACAGGCAGGCCUGAUGGAAGCCAAAUCCAUUCUUCAACAAAGGGAGGCUAUUUAUCCAAACUCCUCCCUCUUCAUGUUUUUUAAAGGCAGAGUUCAACGCCUUGAGUGCCAGAUCAGUAGUGCCUUGACGUCCUUCCGUGAUGCCUUAGAUCUGGCCUCUGACCAGAGGGAGAUACAGCACGUGUGUUUAUAUGAAAUAGGUUGGUGCAGCAUGAUCGAACUGAACUACACAGAAGCCUACAAAGCCUUUGAGAGACUGAAGACAGAGUCUCGCUGGUCCCAGUGCUACUACGCCUAUUUAACCGGAGUGUGCCAAGGAGCCACAGGUGACCUGGAGGGAGCGGUCUCUGUGUUCAAGGAUGUUCAAAGACUUUUCAAACGCAAGAAUAAUCAGAUCGAGUUGUUCUCCAUGAAGAGGGCUGAGAAGCUAAGGAGCACCAGUCUGUCCAAAGAACUCUGUAUCCUGUCUGUGAUCGAGAUUCUUUACCUGUGGAAAGCUCUGCUAAACUGCUCCACCACCAAGCUGCAGACAAUGACACAAGUUCUGCAGGGGAUUGAUGAUGCCUCAAGUGCAGGCCUGAAAAAUCUGCUUCUUGGUGCCAUUAACAAAUGUCUUCAUAAUACCAAAGAUGCCAUUCAGUAUUUCCAUCUGGCUGCAAGGGAUGAAGUGGGCCGUCUGAGCAACUCUUACGUGCAGCCCUACUCCUGCUAUGAACUGGCCUGUGUGUUGCUGAACACCCCAGAGUCUGUAGCGAAGGGCAGAAUGCUAAUGCUUCAGGCCAAGGAGGACUAUGCCGGAUAUGACUUUGAGAACAGGCUCCAUGUUCGUAUUCAUUCAGCUCUUGCCUCUGUGAGGGCUGAAGCCCAGCCUUGAUAUUUUAUCUGCACUUCAGAAAGAACUGAAAGACAGAGAGGUCUUUUGACAAAAGCCACACCACCAUUCUGCCACUAAUGUUACUGUUUUAUUUGUUGUUUUAUUUAUUGUUUUCAUGUUCUGAGCCAAUGUGUGCAAUAUAUAUUGUGUUUUAUGGUAGCACAGUUACAAGAGGGGUUUUAUUUGUGUUACUAUAUUAGAGAACAAAUUAGGAUUUUAUUGUUUACAUGGUUAAUUUCAAAAUUAGAUGCCAGUUAAAUCAGAUGAAAAUCUAGAAAUUAAUUUUAAAAAGCAUCACUCAUAUUGCUUCCACUGAUGGUUUUCCCUGUGAUUUGAAGUCAAAUUGAAUCAUGGCACAUAUCCAUUAUUAUUUGACCAAGCAAUUAAAGCGAAUGAGAAGUGGAUAUUCUUACCGUCUGUGUUGGUUGCUGACUUUGACAUUUGUGCUGUAAAGGCUUGCUAAUCCAUAGGCAUGAGUACAAAGCAGUUUUUUUAGCGUUGUCCCUUUUUUAAGCAGAAAUGUUUUUAUUGGUGUAAAUAUGUCUUGCGCAAAAGUUUUAAUAGAUGUGCCAACAUCGUGUUGUGCCACUGUUGUGUGGCAUAAGUGCACAAUGCUACUAUUGGCUGUAUACUGGCUCUCCUUUUAUAUUGUUUGUUUUAAGAUAAUAAAAUGAAUAUUGUAAAAUUAAA